This is a messenger RNA of Lolium perenne, 1024 nucleotides long. RefSeq lists its product as uncharacterized. Lineage: Eukaryota; Viridiplantae; Streptophyta; Magnoliopsida; Poales; Poaceae. The record is from RefSeq and is a predicted model, not a curated record.
UUCCAAUCAAGGUUUCUUGAUGGUUUGUGUUAGGAUAUAUAGCAUACCGCAGCUAGCUCAAUCCAUGGCGAAAUUCUGGCAGCUGCUGCUCUUCUUGGCAAUCCUCUUGCCGGCGGCGAGCCCCGCGUCAUGCCACCCUGAUGACCUCCGCGCCCUGCGGGACUUCGCCGGCAACCUCAGAGGCGGGGGCGUCCUCCUCCACGCCGCCUUGUCCGGCGCCUCGUGCUGCGGCUGGGAAGGUGUGGGUUGCGACGGCGCAAGCAGCCGCGUCACGAGCUUCCAGAUAUUGCUCAAAGGGCUCACCGCCGCUGGCCGUUCACUGGGUAAGGCGUUCACUCACAUGCCAUUACAUGUGAAGCCUAGCCAAGGAACACUCGACGAAGACCACAAUACAAUAACUGGGAUCAACAAUACUGUCAGAUCCGGGAGCAACAAUGUUGUUUCUGGGAACGAUAACACUGUCAUAUCCGGGAACAACAACGUCGUGUCCGGGAGCCACAACACCGUCGUAUUUGGGGGUGACAACUUCAUAAGUGGAAGCUACCAUGUCGUAUCUGGGAAUCACCAUGUCGUGACUGACAACAAGAAUGCCGUAUCCGGGGACCACAAUACUGUAUCUGGAACCCAAAAUACCGUAUCCGGGAACCACCAGAUCGUAUCUGGAAGCCACAGUACCGUAUCCGGGAACCACAAUACGGUAUCUGGGAGAAACAAUUCCGUAUAUGGGAACAACAAUAUUGUAUCUGGGAGCAACCAUGUUGUAUAUGGGAACAACAAAGUCGUGACAGGAGGUUAAUAAUUUGUCACUAGAUUGUUUUAAUGCAUCUUCUCGGUUCAGUGUAGCUCACAUGUGAGCAUCAUUUUCGUAGUACUUUUAAUAAAACUUCCCUACAGAUAUCUUGCAUAUAUACAUGCUGACCUGAAUACCAAUGGGGGAUUGCAGCUGCUGUAGACCAAGCGUGUUUGCUUAUCUACAAAUUUUCAUUGUGGAUGUCUAAAUGUGGUGAUUAUUUCGUGUCUGCUA